Molecule: messenger RNA, 4596 nt
Organism: Ooceraea biroi (clonal raider ant)
Lineage: Eukaryota; Metazoa; Arthropoda; Insecta; Hymenoptera; Formicidae
Source: RefSeq, a predicted model, not a curated record
AUAGUACUUCGAAAUGUUUGAAAUAUAUUUUAAAGAUAGAAAAGUUGAGUAAAUAGAUUCUUCGUUCAUCAGUUACAUAGUGAAUAUAUCUUUUAAUACGAAUGUCUCUUUAGUAAAAAUUUGACAUAGUUAGUGCGUUUAGUUGUCAUAAUAACUAAACGCACAAUAAUUUUAAAAAUGUAUAUUGGAAAAAAAAUAUAUAAAAUAUUCUUCAAAAAUUUGAACGAGAUCAAACGCAUAAAAUCAAUACACACAAAUUCUGAAAAUAGUAAAAAAUUCGUAGACUUAAUUCUUGAAAGGUCUUAACGCGGAUAAUAUAAAUAUAAUGAUGAAAAUAAAUUUGAAACCAGUCGAACCAGUGAUUUAGAAGAAACGAUCUAAAACACUUUUCAAUUAUAUUAUAUUGUUAUUGGUAUCAUUACAUAAUUACCAUCUCUUUGAUCUGACUCGCUUUUUCCGCCUUUCUGAAAAAUUGAGCGAUCGAUUCUCGAAUCGAUGCGAUCAAUUCUCGUAUACGGUGCCAAUUUCGCACGAUCGCAAUUGUCAAGUUGCGAUGAUCCGAACGCGUCGCAAACGCAAGUCGGAAACGCGCAUUCGCGAUUCCUGGACCUGAAACGUCCAAAAUUCCACAAAGUUGUUAAACUGCCACGAUGGCCGAUGUGCUGAAGGCGUGGUUGCGCACGAGACUCGGUGUACUCAUGGAUCUCACCCCGGACAUGUUCGGCCGCUACACCAGAGACGGCACCUUACUGGCUCAGAUUCUGCAUAGCUACGGUAUAAUCAGCAGCAGUCAAUUAAGCACGAUCAUUCGUACCCAGGAUCCGGCGGUGUCCAGAGUCAACCUGAGGACUCUGCGAAUUUGGCUCAAACUGAUUAACGUCACGCUGAACGAUGACUGCAUCAACGAUAUCUCUAAAGGUAAAGGUGCGGCAGCCCUACAGCUUUUCUACAAGGUGUACCUAAGCCUGGAGGGCAAGGACCGAUUGCACUUCAUCGCUUUGCAAAAGGAACGAGAGAAGUUCACGCCGACAUCCAGCAGAUUCGAAGUCUGCAAAGUAUCCGAGGAUCCACCACCUUACCAUCCACCCGAGCAUCCUCUCUCGAAGCCGUUAAUCAAGGCAGCUGAUACCGUUUUCUGGCACAGAAAUAAAUUUUGGACGAUCACGGAGGCGUGCAGGCGGGAACGACGGCGAUUCGAAGCCAUCAUGGAGUAUCCUGUGGUCGAGCCGGUCGAGUAUUUCAUUCCGGAAGAGAUGCCGAAACGAAAGGAGGAGAGUGAGAGGCUGGACGAGUUCGCUCGCAGGUAUCCAGCGCGCAAGAUGAAAAAGGGAUACCAGGUGGUCGAAUGUUGCCCCGGGAAGAAAUCCCUGGCCAUAUCUUGCAUCAAGGAUUCCGCGGCUGCGGCGCAGUACGUCGAUUCCCUGAAGAAGCGUAGUGAGAAAGCGGCUAAAUCACACGAGUUGAAGCUGAAGUCGCAGGCGGCGAUGAUGACGGACGCGUGGGAGCAGUUGCUGAGGAAGCAAGACAGAUCUUUCGACGAGGCUCUCGGCAGACGAGUAUUGGAUCAGUCGCGAUAUGAGAAGCGGAUGAUGAGGAAACUCUGCGAGGUGUGGGAUUUGAGGAACAGGAUCGUGGAGAACCGCAGGAUCGUCGACGCGAUGUUGCUGAGAACUAUGGAAAGUGAGCAUCGGUUUAGCGAGGAUCGUUGUCGGGAGAUAACAAAGGGAGAGACUGAAGAUGUAGAAGUGGAAGCUUGCAGAAUGCGCGAACUUCGCCGGAAGAUCCGCGAUGAGAAGGUGCGCAGGAUGAGAGAAAAGCAUCAAGCAAUUUGUGCAGAAAUUUUAAGGGAUCUCACAGAUAUCGCUGUAAAAAUUGCACAAUACCGUCAAACAAAUAACAGUCACAUUUCGUAUUCCAUCUGGAGUGAAUGCAGAACAUUGUUCCUAAAGAGUCAGUCAAUAUUUGAGGACUUCGAUGAGAUCGUCGAGAUAGAAGACAAAGGAGAAACAGAGAACGCAGAAGAAAUAAGGAAUAAAAUACAAAUAACGAUAAGUAGAAAUAAAGUAAAAAAUGGAAAAGAUCUAACUAUCGAAGAAGAAUUCCAAGAGAAGCAGAGGCUGCAUCGGGUGAAGGUGGAACAUCGGCGAGCGCUAGCCAACACGGAUUUCGAAAAUUAUCAAGAUUUAGCCGCGCCCUGGGACAAGUUCGUGCCGGAAAGAGAACAGGAAGCCGAAGAAGCAUUCAGAUUGGGUUGCAUUGUGUUAGGUUACAUAGUUCAUAGGCUGCUGGAGAUUUUGUACCCUUCGCCAGUUGAAGUGGUGCCUCGUCCAGUACCGAGGGUCAAGGUCGCGGCCAUUAUUCUGGGUAUAACGAAUUUUACAUUGCACGAGCAGCUUCGGGAGUUACUGAAGGACAGCGGGAUUCGCCUGCUGAGGAUGGAAGACGCAAUCAAUCAUUGUCUGGAAAGGUACAAGCAAGAGAUGUCGCACGUGAAGUACAUCGAUCUGAACAUCGUUUCAGUGACGGCGAAAGACGUCAAAAGACUGGAGACUAAGAGCAAGAUAGACGACCCCAGGGAGCGCCAUUUGAAGAGGAUGGAAAAGACGAAGGUAAUGACACCUCGAUCCGAUGCCGUGGCUGAGGAGAAACAAACGCAGACACCUAGACAGAUACCUUACGACGAUACGGAUUCGAUUUUAAGUGACACCGCGUACCUUGUCGAGGAGUGGCGAUAUGCCGUUUCGUUCGAGAUCGAUCGUGUUCGUCAGAGAUUGGAUGUUCUGAACGCAGCUGCUCGAUCAGAUAUUACGUUCCUUUUAGAUACUAUGGGGCAGGUCUAUCAUCGUAUUCACCACUACAUCGUCGAAAGAUACAAACGAGAGAUCGAGAGCAUCAGCGAAAUGGCGAACGUCUUUUGCUUCGCGAUCGAGGAGGAGAAAGCGAUUCAGCAGGAAUUAUUAUUAGACGGCGACCGAUUCGUCGUAAGACCGAACGUUUUAAUGUUCCCUGAAGAUCCCGAGCGGUCCUCCGUCUCGAUCAAGGAGGCUCUUUCGCCCCUGCGAUUCCGGAUGGUUCAACUCGGCCGACUGAUAGACAUCUUCCGGCGAAUUGCUCCUCGCGGAAAUAUCAGUGAACGCGCUUUAGUCUACGUCCUUCAGGAUCUCGUGUCCUGCGACGAGAAGGACUGUUAUCCAUCCAGUGUGCCGUGUGCCUGGCGUCAAUUGCGACCGCCGGAUAUCGAGAGACUGAUCAAAGGGCUGUUCGGCGCCGCCGAGCGUAUCGAGUGGCGUGAAUUCGUCCUGUACGCGAUGGAUCUGCCGAUGCCGACACACCAGGACAUCUUGAGGGCGCGAACGGCCUUCGGGAUGCAGGAUCUCGACUCGAGGAAGGUAGUCGGCCGUAAUGAAUUCCACUCGACGCCGUUGUGGUUUCUGGAAACCACCUUGCUGGCCGAGCGUAACUCCCACAAGGAUCCUCGCAAGGAUGUUGAGACGCUCCCGGUCGAGGGUUUCGAUCGUAGUAAUUACGACGAGGUAAUGGACAUAAUGCUGCGCGAGGAAUCGCGAUUAGGCGACCGCACGGUCACUGACUCGAGAUCGAAGAGGGACUUCAUAGAGACCGACGAGGGUGAUUCUAGUUCUGACAAUGCUAUACUGAGAUCGAUGCUGGCCAAGGAACUUCUUUGCCGGAUGUACCAGGUAAAUCGAAACAUGGUUCAUUACCCCGCUAUGCUGCUAGCCUUCUGCAAGGACGAGGAUCCCCGUGAAGGUCUGGGGAAGGCGUUCACUCUUGCUAUGGGCGUUAGAGUCUGCACUAACACGGUGGAGGGUGAGAGAUACGUCGAACAGCUCGUCAAGGAGAAGGAACGCAUUAGGAAGCUAAAAUUGAGCCGGGAUUAUCUCCGACAGGAGGCUAACGAGAUAACUCAGGAUAUUGUGAGUUACAUAAUGAACAGAGUGGAUAAAAGUAUCUCUAUGCUCGAAAAAAUGCGAUCCUCGGAUUUAGCUCCGAAACGUCGGGUAAUGGUUCAACAGCUAAACGGAUUGGAUGAGAUAGAUCCGGCUGAUCUCUUGCCAGCGGAAGUAAUAGCGGAACACUUGGUUAUAGAAGACACGUCGAUUUUCAAUGCCGAGCAAGAGUACGAAGCCACUUUGGUGUCGAUAUCUCCCGCAACGCUCGAAGAUCACAAAGAGAAUCAGCGAGAUGAAAGAGUGAUCUUUUGGCUCCCGCGUAAUAUUUGCAUAGCAGUUUUGUCCGCGUGUCUACCGAGGCUCGCGUUGCAAGCAGAUCUCUUUCAGACUUCGUUGAGUCUCCAUGAAGGAAUAAUGCGCGCAUACGAUGAACUAACAGACAACGAACUGAAUGAUGAAAGAGACGUCGUUCUGGCUCACCGUCUGGUAAAUCACGAUUUUAUCCGCGAAUUGCUCUCCGCUUCCAGCAACUUCGUCUCGAAAAAUAUGUCAGAUUUGUUACGCAGCAUUUUGAUGAACAGAGACAAUGUAACGGUAGACUGCUGAAGUAUUUACAAGAAUAUUUGAACAGAAAAAAAGUCUAUGUAGGAUAUUAUAAAUUAACGAUAGACGAUAUAUUUAUACG